UAGAAGUUCCCAAUAUAUUGAGAAAGAACUCUCUCUCUCUCUCUCUCUCUCUCUCUAAAAAAUGGCUGGUUCCAAGCAUUGUUUCACAUUGUCUUUGGUUCUACUAAUUUCAUUGUCAAGCAUUGAUAUGAGCUCGGCAGCUCGGCACCUUUUGGAUACACCGGCAGCUCCACCGCCAACAUUGACCCUGCCUACAAUUCCAUCUCUUCCCAAGGCUACAUUGCCUCCUUUGCCCUCUGUGCCAACCCUGCCUAAAACCACUUUGCCACCUUUGCCAUCCUCCCCUUUGCCAACACUUCCAACUCAACCCACUCUGCCAAAGCCAACACUGCCACCACUGCCUAGCACCCAAUUCCCAUCUCAACCAACACUGCCAAAAGCCGCAUUGCCACCAUUGCCUACGACACCGUUGCCAACUCUACCAAAGCCAAGUUCGCCAACAGUUCCCAAGGUGACUCUACCUCCUCUGCCAGCCACUCCAUUGCCCACCAUCCCAACUACAAUCCCAUCUAUUCCUACCAUCCCAACAAUGAUUCCAACAAUUCCGACACUUCCUUUCCUCUCCCCACCGCCAUCAAAUUGAACUAGCAUUGAAACUCCAUGGGGCCAUUCAAUUUCUCCUACUGAUCUGGUUGUUGGAUGGUUCUUUGCCUGCACCACUGUUUGAAGCAUUCUUGAGCGUGUUGGAGCCUGCCUUUGCUCUAUAUAUACGUUUUUUGUUUAUAGGCUAUAAUGGAUUUUAUAAUAUUUGUUUGUAUGUAUCAUUGUAGAGUGAUUAAUUUAUCAUUUUAAUCACUC
This is a messenger RNA of Juglans microcarpa x Juglans regia, 798 nucleotides long. RefSeq names its product protein PELPK2-like. The record is from RefSeq and is a predicted model, not a curated record. NCBI's taxonomy places the organism in Eukaryota, Viridiplantae, Streptophyta, Magnoliopsida, Fagales, Juglandaceae. The transcript is spliced from 2 exons. The coding region runs from base 62 to 583 and encodes 173 amino acids.